GCGCCGCGGGCGGAGCGCGCAUGGAGGGGCCGAGCCGAGCCGGGCCAUGGACCAGCACCUGCGGCGGCUGCGACAGGAACUGCUCUCCAUGAAGGAGGUGGGAGACGGGCUGCACCAGCAGAUGAACUGCAUGAUGGGUGCUCUGCAGGAGCUGAAACUCCUCCAGGUCCAGACAGCUUUGGAGCAGUUGGACAUCUCCGGGAGCCGGAGCACCAUGCCUGGCACAGAGCAGCAUCGGUGCUGCCAGAGCCACGGGGAUGUGCCCAGAGCCCAGCAGGACCAGCAGCCACAGGGCAAGGUGGUGACGGAGGAGAGCAGCCCCAAAGCCCUGGUGUGUGCUGUGCCUCGGGGGGUGGCUGUGUCCUGUCCCACUGCACUUCCAGAGGGCAGAAGCCUGGGAGAUGCCUCCUCCAGGAACCUCUGCGGGGAGCACGUUUCUGACCCCAAAGCAGCUUCCUCUGUGCUGAGCAGGGGGGAGCCCGUCCAGCCAAGGACAUUUGAGCCCAGGAGCCAGGACAUGGCUAGGGGGUGGGCAGGAUGCCAGGAGUGCCCUGGGUGUGAAGAUGGCCACGACUGGACAUCAUCCCUGAUGUCCCAGAGCAGGAAUCGGCAGCCCCUGGUCCUGGGGGAUAACAUCUUUGCAGACUUGGUUGGGAACUGGUUGGAUCUGCCAGAGCUGGAUAAAAAGGGGGAGAAGACUGAGGCAUCCCUGUCUGUCAGCAGAUCCCAGGAGCUCUGCAGGAAGUUUUCUCUCACAGCCAACAUCUUCAAGAAGUUCCUGAGGAGCGUUCGGCCAGACCGGGACAGACUCCUGAAGGAGAAGCCCUGCUGGCUCCCACCCGAAGACAAAGAGCCCACGAUCUCCAAGAGACCAAAAAAGAUGAACAAACCCAAGGGGACAUUUUACUUCCCGCUUCACGGGAACAUCCAGAGCCAUCACAGCAAAGCAGAGAGGUGCCCCAAGGCAGAAAGCAACAGUGAGAAACCCAGAACUGGCACCAAGAAAGUCCACGACACCAUAGACUACACCCAGCCUGGGUUUGACAUCAACACAGCUGUCUGGGUCUGAGUUUGUUGGGGUCCUCUGCUCUGCUGAGCAUUUGUUUCACACCAGGGAGGAGCUGGAGGCCACACACAACAUUUCAGGAGAGCCCUGAGCUCCCAACACGGACUGAGAGGAGAGAGGAGUCCCCUGGAAAACCUGUGGUCACCUGCAAGUGGUGUUUUCCAGAGAACUACAGAGAUUUUGGGGGGGAAAACUUGCAAAAAUAAUCAGAAUCUUUAGGAGCUUUAGGGCGAGUGGUGCCACAGAUGGGCAGGUCCUGGAGCCUGCAGGUCCCUUCCAGCAUCUCCAGUUCCAACAGCCCAAAAUUCACUGUGUGCAUGUGUGUGUGUAUGAGUGUGCAAAUGAUAUAUAUAUAUAUAUAGUUUUUAAAAAAAAACAAACCACAAAACCAAUCUAUUCCUGCUUGUGUGCACUGAAAACUGGGUUAUAAACCAGCAACUCUAGUGUUGUACCUGAAGCACUUGUUACUUAAACUGAAGUUCUAAGACUUGAACAAUCCCCCUGGGGGUGCUGCCCCCAGCACUGCAGCCCUUGCCCUGCUCCCAGCACCUCUCCUGCCCCUCCCAGUCAAACCAGUAAGACACAAAGCUCCUUCCAUGGGAGUUUGAGACCCUGAAGCUCUGGGGGGGGGGAUUCUGCCUCUCUCCCCAUUCCCUUUUCCCAGGGCUCACACCAGACACAAGUUUGGUGUUGUGCUGAGGUACAAGGUUGGAAGAGGUGACUGUUGUUGUUGUUGUUUCCUGUUGCUGAGCUGUACAAACCCCCUGA
This is a messenger RNA of Calypte anna (Anna's hummingbird), 1834 nucleotides long. It is a transcript of the gene INKA2, whose product is annotated as inka box actin regulator 2. NCBI's taxonomy places the organism in Eukaryota, Metazoa, Chordata, Aves, Apodiformes, Trochilidae. Gene Ontology annotation, cellular component: nucleus. The transcript is spliced from 2 exons. Gene Ontology annotation, molecular function: protein serine/threonine kinase inhibitor activity; protein kinase binding. The coding region runs from base 47 to 1069 and encodes 340 amino acids. The record is from RefSeq and is a predicted model, not a curated record.